AUCGGACAUGAGAAUAGAAGGAAGUUUCCGGUAGGCAGUCAGGGGUCUCCAAAUUUUGCUAAGUCGUGAAAAAUAGUGGCAGUGGCACACUGCUUCUUUCAGUGUGUGUGUGCGCGUGUAAAAAGAAUCGUCGCCAUUAAAGCCAAAAACCUCUCAAGAAACCUACUUUGGUCCCCCAUGUUCUUUCUCCUUGACUGCAUGCAGCUGCACUAAAUGCUUUCCCUCUGUCUCGUACUGUUUUGUCAACUACCUUCCAUUUUUCUCUUCUAAUUCCAGUUUUUAGCUACACACCCCAUUUAUUGCUUUCAUUUUAUAGUCCUUAAUUAUUUUGCUUCUUCUCUUUCCCAUGUUUUGGUCUGUCCCCCUUCUUUUUAAUAUUCUCCUUCUCCCAAGAAAAAAAGAACAUUCCUUUAAUUUGCCAUUAUAGGCUAUUUAUUCACAUUUCUUAAAUGGGGUUUUGGCAUGAUUCAAGAAUGUUAAAAAGGUUUAGUUGACUAGUUAGUAUUUGGAAAUUUCAGUCUAUUUGAAGAACUGUAAAAUGGGUUUCUUGAAAUUUUUUGUGAUAGUGUUAGUUAUAUGGGGUUUCUUUAUAGCAAAUAGUUACCAAUUAUUACUGUCCUAUGAAACUCAAGCUUUACUUCAGUUGAGAAAACACUUAGAAUAUCCAAUUCAGCUUGAUGUUUGGGAGAAUUACAAUGGAGAUUUUUGCAGCUUGACUUCAACACUGCAUAUGAGUAUUACCUGUCAAGACAACUCAGUUAUUGAGCUCAAAAUUAAAGGAGAUAAGUUGACUAAGCUAAAUGAUCAAUUUUAUGGAUUUGCUGUUCCAAACAAAACUUUAUCUGAGGGUUUUUCAAUUGAUUCUUUUGUUACUACUUUGACAAGGUUAAAUAGUUUAAAGGUUCUUACUUUAGUUUCUCUUGGUAUUUGGGGACCCUUGCCUGAUAAAAUUCAUAGGUUAUCUUCACUUGAACUUUUGGAUAUGAGUUCAAAUUUUCUCUUUGGUUCUGUUCCUUUUCAGAUGUCAAGAUUGAUAAAGCUUCAUACUUUAACAUUUGAUGGCAAUUUUUUCAAUGAUACUGUUCCUGAUUGGUUGGAUUCGUUAACCAAUCUUAGUAUUUUAAGCUUGAAGAAUAAUAGAUUGAAGGGUCAGUUUCCAAUUUCAGUGUCUAAAAUUACAACCCUCACUGACAUUGUUCUGUCACACAAUGUGAUUUCUGGUAAAUUACCAGAUUUAACUGCAUUGUCUAAUUUGCUUUUAUUGGAUUUAAGGGAAAAUCAUUUGGAUUCUGAACUGCCACCUUUGCCUAAAGGAGUUACCACAGUUCUUCUAAGCAGUAAUGCUUUUUCCGGUGAAAUCCCGGUAGAAUUUGGCACACUGAAUCAACUUCAACACCUUGAUCUGUCGAAUAAUUCGCUAGAUGGAAUGCCGCCUGCUGACUUAUUCUCUUUGCCAAACAUCAGUUACUUGAAUUUAGCAUCUAAUGUUCUUAGUGGUUCACUUCCUGAUCAUCUUAAUUGUGGGGGUGAACUUGGUUUUGUUGAUAUUUCUGAUAAUAGAUUGGUUGGUAGGCUUCCUUCUUGUUUGAACACCAUUUCGGAUAAGCGAAUUGUUAAGGUUGGUGGAAAUUGCUUGUCUCUUGAAACUCAAUAUCAGCAUUCAGAGGGCUAUUGCAAACAAGCGAAGAAACAUAUCAAAGCAAAAGAAAUAGCAUUAUUGGCAGGUGUUAUUCUAGGAAUUGCAAUUGUUGUAGUGUUUCUGUUAGUUGGUUUUCUCAUCUUUUGUAGAAGAAAAAAUGAACGUAACACGGUGGAUCAGCACAUCUUUCCGAAAGUUGUGCAACAUAAUACACAACCCGGGAUUCCCUCUGAAUUCCUAGCAAAUGCCAGAAUCAUUUCUCACGCGGCAAACAUAGGAUCACAAGGCACUUCAUCAUAUCGGGUGUUCUCCAUGGAAGAAUUGUUAGAAGCAACAGAAAAUUUUGAUCAGUCGGCAUUACUUGGUGAAGGGUCAAUUGGAAAAAUUUACAAGGGAAGAUUAGAGAAUGGAGCUUACGUUGCUGUAAGGUCAUUAAAUGUGUACAGAAGAUACUCUAACCGGAACCUCAAACUCCGAUUGGAUUUACUGUCAAAGUUUCGUCACCCCCAUUUAGUUAGCCUUCUGGGUCACUGCAUCGAUGGUGGAGCACAUGAUGAUUCAACUGUUCCCAGAAUAUUUCUCAUUUAUGAAUAUAUCUCUAAUGGAAACUACCGCGCUCAUCUAUCAGAAACUAGUCCAAGAAAGGUCCUCAAGUGGUCAGACAGGUUGUCAGUACUGAUUGGUGUUGCCAAGGCUGUGCACUUUCUUCACACAGGCGUAAUUCCUUCUUCAUUUAGCAACCGCUUGAAGACGAGUAAUAUAUUGCUUGAUGAGCAUCACAUGGCAAAGCUAAGUGAUUAUGGGAUGUCUAUCCUUAUGGAAGAAACUGAAAAGGCAAAAGGAGAUGACUUCACCUCCUGGCAUAUGACAAAGAAAGAGGACGAUGUUUAUAACUUUGGUUUCAUAUUACUGGAGUCACUGGUUGGCCCUACUGUCAGUGGAAAAGGAGAAGCAUUUUUGCUUAAUGAAAUGCAGGCAUCCUUUGGUAGCCAAGAUGGUCGACGCAGAAUUGUGGAUCCAGUAGUGCUAACCACUAGCUCCCAAGAGUCAUUGUCAAUUGUAAUAUCCAUCACAAACAAAUGCAUAUCUCCCGAGUCAUCAAAUCGCCCUUCGUUUGAGGAUGUUCUCUGGAACCUACAAUAUGCAGCUCAAGUCCAAGCCACAUCCGAUGCAGAUCAGAAAUCCGGUCCUACUUCACCGUCAUGAGCUAUUUCAGAGGUCCAACUGCAUUAGCAUGGGAGAAAGUUAGCUGAUUUGAUGAUGGUUAUAGGCGUACAAAACGGUAUGCUAGCCUAAAGGCUCAUGUUUAAGCUACUAAUCCUCAUUUUCUUUAUUUUGCAUAGAAAUGUAAAUUUGUCAGAUUCUUUAAUUCUAGUAAUAGGUGAGAAUUUGCAUAGCAUAGGCCUUAUUCGUACAAUUGGAUCAAUAAUAGUUAGGUGAAUUUGUUGUUUCUUGUGAGAGAUCAAGUUUCUGGUCCAGAUAUAUCAUUGCAAUUGAACUCCUGGAGAUUUAGAUUCAGAGAAUGUCAAUAUUUUAGUCA
Nicotiana tabacum (common tobacco) is the source of this 3179-nucleotide messenger RNA. Its product is annotated as putative inactive leucine-rich repeat receptor-like protein kinase At3g03770. Gene Ontology annotation, biological process: protein phosphorylation. Lineage: Eukaryota; Viridiplantae; Streptophyta; Magnoliopsida; Solanales; Solanaceae. Gene Ontology annotation, molecular function: protein kinase activity; ATP binding; receptor serine/threonine kinase binding. The record is from RefSeq and is a predicted model, not a curated record.